This is a messenger RNA of Pseudopipra pipra, 1982 nucleotides long. It is a transcript of the gene CRCP, whose product is annotated as CGRP receptor component. Gene Ontology annotation, biological process: transcription initiation at RNA polymerase III promoter. The coding region runs from base 146 to 586 and encodes 146 amino acids. The record is from RefSeq and is a predicted model, not a curated record. Gene Ontology annotation, cellular component: RNA polymerase III complex. Lineage: Eukaryota; Metazoa; Chordata; Aves; Passeriformes; Pipridae. Gene Ontology annotation, molecular function: nucleotide binding. The transcript has 6 exons.
CUUUCCGCUUCCGUCGCGGCCGCCAAACCUUCCUUCGGCUCAGCCUCCCCUUUUGCCCCGCUCUUCCCCCUCCGUCUCCCACCGGGCCGCGGGUGCCCGAGCCGAGCGGGAGGAGCCUCAGGGAGGCCGCGGCGGGGCGGACAAGAUGGAGGUAAAAGAUGCAAAUGCUGCCUUGCUGAGUAACUUUGAGGUGUUCCAGUUACUCACUGAUCUUAAGCAGCAGCGCAAAGAGAGUGGGAAAAACAAGCAGAGCUCUGGCCAGCAGAACCUGAACACAAUCAUGUAUGAGACACUGAAGUACAUUUCAAAAACACCCUGUAGGUACCAGAGCCCCGAGACUGUGAGAGAAUUCCUCAUUGCAAUGAAAGGCCAUAAGCUGACCAAGGCAGAAAAGCUCCAGCUGCUGAACCACAGGCCUGUGACGGCAGUUGAAAUCCAGCUGAUGGUAGAAGAAAGCGAGGAAAGGCUCACAGAGGAGCAGAUCGAGUCACUUCUCCAGACAGUCACGAGUAUUCUUCCAGGGGAUCCGGAAGAACAACAGAGAGACUCAGCAAUGGCAGUGGAAGACAAAGGUGACCAAGCAUAGGAGGCUCCUAGACCAAAGCUGGCAGCAGUUUCAGAAGAGAAUCAGCUAAUAUUUUUCUGUUUUUAACUUGAUACCGGUUUAAUCCUGUACUGGACAUAAUUGUAAAAUAUAUUACCAUUUUUAUUACUUGGAGGAGGUGGUGAGGGAACCAAUUGUUUACAAGAAAGCACAGAAAAGGACACUAUUGUUUUGGUGUUUUGUCAUCAACAGGGAUGGCAGUAACUGAGCCUGUAAUGGAGCAGCCUGAGAAGGCAUGGGGCACAGGAUCUGAAGCUUUUGUAAUUUUUCAUUACCCAUGUAACAGCUGUACAUUUGAAUAGGCCCAUGUACAGCUGGCAAUGUUUGAAUUAUCACAGCAGUGCUAUAAUGGUAAUUGCUUUCAUAAGCUUUGGAAUUGCCCAACUGCCUUUCAGAGUAGGGGCUGCAAUGCAAAGCCAGCUUCUGGGGCUGUUUGGUGAGCAAAACAGAGGGAGGUACAAGAGCUGCCUGGGGUCUGGCCAGGCACUUCCAAGGAGGCUUUUGGCAUCACAGAAGUGAAAGGAUCUGUUCUCAAGGGUGUCUGGCAGUCCCUCCUCAAUAACAGAGAGAUCCAGAUCACCAGCUAACUCAGCAAAUUGCCUCUGAAGCCAGGGAGUUGGGCCAGUUUACAGCAGAGAGGCUCUGGACUCAAAUCUUAAAGCUCUGACUAACAAACAGCAGAAUAUUGAGGGGUGAGGUGUGUAUUUGCCCUUUGAACAUUAAUUCCAAUAUUUAUACACAGACCAGUCAGUCCUGUGGACGUGCUGUUGGUGGUGGAAUAAAUGAGUCAACACCGAGGUCCUGAUCUGGUUUAGGAGAAUGAGAGUCUGUCCUGGAUGAGGCAGAAUUUUCUGUGUGCUGAGCUUUUGUCUGGUUAAGGACUUCAGGAUCAAGUGUUUAAUGUUGAAAGCCUUGAUGAUUAUAAUAAAUCAUUUGUGUGUGAGUAUAUAUACACACAUAAAGUCAGGAGCUACCAUGGCACUGCUUUAUGUUAUGGCUGCAGACCAUUCUUUUGUAAUUAUUAUAAGGUACUGGAAAUAGAAGUAAAAUUUUAAGUACAUCCUGGGAAUUUUGUGAAUUGCAGACAAGAUAUUAAGACCUCAAAUCAGACAUCUGACUUUUUUCCCUCCUCAGGUCUAUCAUGGCUUUAUUUUGUGUUUUUAUGCAAAGAAUUUACGCUUUCUGAGCUUUAGUUGUGCUGUAUAUGGAAGGGACUGAUAAAGUCCCGUGUCUGGGGGAUUUGUGAUAUGUGUUUCCGUGGUAUUUAAGCUUCUUUGAUGUUUGGAGAGGAAAGAAAAUUAUUGGAAAAUGUAUUUGUUGCCUCUAAAAGAUAAUUUAUCUUAUAUUAAAUGCUUUCCAAGGCUGGAGACUAAAGGUA